AUGCACUCCAUGUUGGCCAAGAACAUACUCAGUGCUGAGACACUUGAAAAACUCGCUAAAAUAGCUCCUACCCAAGAAGAAGCCAAAAUCAUGCAAUUCAGUGAUAAUCCGGAUAAACUUGUUGAUGCUGAGUCAUUCCUCUAUCACAUCCUGAGAGCAGUUCCAACAGCAUUCAUUCAUUUAAAAGCAUUGCUUAUAAGAUCGAGUUACGGUUGCGAAGUUAUUCAGCUUAAAGAACACCUAAAAACUCUUGAGAGCAGUUCCAACAGCAUCCUGAGAGCAGUUCCAACAGCAUUCAUUCAUUUAAAAGCAUUGCUUAUAAGAUCGAGUUACGGUUGCGAAGUUAUUCAGCUUAAAGAACACCUCAAAACUCUUGAAAUGGGUUGUAAUGAGAUGAAGACUAGUAGUCUGCUUUUGAAAUUCCUUAAGGCCAUUCUCAAAGCUGGAAACCCAAUGAAUGUUGGAACUUCAAGAGGCAAUGCUCAUGCUCAGUUUGAAGCAAGACAACAAGCUAGUAAUCAAAAGCACAACCUUAACAGUAGCACUGGUGAAACAAGCAACACCAAUGAACCACAUUCAGAUAACCGGGUACAAAAAGAGGAAGUUAAAGAGUAUCUAGUGUUAGGAGGUCUAAGGGACGAGUUAUGUGAAGUAAAGAAAGCAGCAAGCAUUGAGCAUCAGAAUUUCUCUAGUAUGUACUCUAUUCCCAAUGCUUAUGUUACUAAAAUUCGACAGAUUAUAACAUGCUUUGGCAACAGUGAGAGGGGUGGAUUUAUUAAGGUAAUGAAAGGGUUUCCAGAGGAAUGUGAAGUGGAGCCUAAGGUGGUGAGAGAGGAACAAGAAAUGGUCAUGGAACUGCUGAAGAAAACCAAUGAGUAUUAUCUAACAGGAGGUUCCAAAGAUAACAUAUCGAACCCCUUUCAACUGUUUAUUACAGUAAAAGAAUUUCUUGACAUGGUAGAUGAGGUUUGCAAAGAACUUAGAAGGCAGCUAGAAAAAACUAAUGCAGGAGGAGAAGCUGUAUCAACACCACCACUUUCACCAUCAAAGAGGGCACCACUCAGAUUAACAAACUUCAAUUACAUUUUCGGCCAAGCACGUCAGGAGUAA
Messenger RNA from Glycine soja, 1110 nucleotides. Its product is annotated as formin-like protein 8. Gene Ontology annotation, biological process: actin cytoskeleton organization; actin nucleation. Bases 1 to 1110 code for a protein of 369 amino acids. Gene Ontology annotation, molecular function: actin filament binding. Lineage: Eukaryota; Viridiplantae; Streptophyta; Magnoliopsida; Fabales; Fabaceae. The transcript has 2 exons. The record is from RefSeq and is a predicted model, not a curated record.